UCGAAUUUUCAAUAGGAAAAUUAAAUACGCAAAACUGAUAUCAAAUUAGGAUAGAGCUCGUCGAAACGAGAAUUUUGGUACCAAUUUCGAAAAGUUUGGCCCAAGAUUGGGCCGGAUGGGCCGAACUGGUUGAACCGGACCCAAAAUGGGCCCAAGGCCCAACCAAACCCAAUCCACUAAAGAGGCACAGCUUCUUAUUUCCUUUCUUCUUCAUUAUUCACGCUGGGAAACAUUCUUAGGGGGAAGAACACAAGCAAAAACCUAACCCUCACUUUAAUUUCAAAUCCAUGUAACUUUUGAUCCGGAGCUCCGAUUGACGAACCGUUUGCGACCACGCGUUCACCGUGACGAGCUCUAUGAAACCCAUGGAACAAUUUGGUUCAAGUUAGCUUCCGGAACUUGUGGGCUCAAGCUAUUGAGCAUAUGGGUAUGAUGCAGGUCGAGAGGCUCCUCGCUAGGCGUCUGGAUUCUGGAAAGCGAAGUAGUUCUUGGGUGUAUUUUGGGUUCUAUUUGUAUAUAUGUAUAUAUAUGUGUAGCUUACUCUCCAAGUAACUUAUGUAUGCUGCUCCUCUUAGAGGUUGAGGGAGAGACAGGAGUUUACUUUGGUAUUUUGGUAUAUUUUGGGGACACUUAUGUAUGUUUAUAUGUAUAUAUGUAUCCUCCGAUCAGCCUUAGCUUCGCAGGCUGAGUCAGAGGCUAGUUAUGCUGUUCCUUGGCUUUUCUUUAUCCCUUCGUUUAUUGUUCUAUCAUAUUCCUAUUAGGUUUCUUAGCACGCAAGUAAUCCUAUUUCUUGAGCGUUGAGCUUUUUAUUUUGCGAUUCUUGUUUACCCACUUUGUUUCAAGGCUCCUAGUAUAUUAAUUUUUUUCAGUAUUAUAUGUAUAUCCUUACUAUUAGAGGUCUGUAAUACCACACUACCUCUGUUCUAUGACUUAAGCGUAAAACAUUGUGUAGUAGGGUGUUACAUUAUGGUAUCAGAGCAGUUCGUUCCUAUAGAGCCUGAGGGACAGACUGAUUAUGCCUCUGGGCAUUCUCUGGGUGUCUAUACAUGCGAUUUAGGGUAUCUAACUGAUAUACGAGGCAUGAAUGCUCAUGAGCAUGCAUUUGGGACUUUGAAAUACUAAACUUGAGAUAUUGAGACUGAUCACCUUGAUAUCACUUGUUUGGAGUGAACAGGAACCAAAUGGCAUCUCGUAGGCGCCGUCGUGAGCGUAAGCAAGGUCGAGGACGGAGAGCUGAUGAGGUGACUAUACCGGUAGGUAGUUUAACCGAUAUCGUGACCGCAAUGACGAGUGUUGUUGCUGCCGUUGGCGCUGUUGCUGUCGCGACCAUCCGAGUAAUGGAUGGGAUGCAACCACAAGCUGGAACUGGCAACAAUGAUGAUAAUGAAUAUGAAGGUGGACAUAAUGCUCCGAAUACAAGGGUACCACCGAGUUAUCUGGAGCAGGUUAACGUUGGUCAGGCAACGGGAGAAAGCUCAAGGAGGGCUGAGGUAGCAAGAAGUGAUCACCGAGGACCCUUCACAAAGAAAAAGGGAAAGAUUACACCGAGGAGCCAAACUUUCAAAAAGAAUCGCUUUGUCACUUCACAUUCUCAGCGCCGGAACAAUGACCGAAGGAACGAUAAUCGUUCGGACCCGAAUUCAGAAGGGCAAACUAGUGCUCAACCGGGUGACUUAAGGUGCUCAAGUUGCAAGAGGUACCAUCCAAACAGACCAUGCAGGGCAGGAUUAGGUGUAUGUUAUAAGUGCGGGAGGCCGGGGCAUAUGUCUUGGAAUUGUUCGUACAGAGGAAGCCGGGAUGCAACCGAACCCGAUUUUCAAACGCGAGGUAAUUAUGAACCAACAGUUGAAUUUUUAAUUUCCGUGCCUACCAUUGAUAUGUAA
Messenger RNA from Arachis stenosperma, 1883 nucleotides. RefSeq lists its product as uncharacterized. The record is from RefSeq and is a predicted model, not a curated record. The transcript is spliced from 3 exons. NCBI's taxonomy places the organism in Eukaryota, Viridiplantae, Streptophyta, Magnoliopsida, Fabales, Fabaceae. Bases 1182 to 1883 code for a protein of 233 amino acids. Gene Ontology annotation, molecular function: zinc ion binding; nucleic acid binding.